Molecule: messenger RNA, 3983 nt
Organism: Cyanistes caeruleus (blue tit)
Lineage: Eukaryota; Metazoa; Chordata; Aves; Passeriformes; Paridae
Source: RefSeq, a predicted model, not a curated record
AUGCGAGCAAAUGAAACUUUAUCGCCAGGGCCAGAUAUAGAAACAUCCACAAAAGCCCAACCCCCACAGGGUGAAUACUGUUUUAUGUUUGCGGCGGCAAAGCAGCAAAGCUGUCCCUGCCCCGCAGCCCCCGGGUCUUGCCCUCGAACAGGGCAGCCCCGCUCCUCUCCCAGCCCCUCUCCGUGUCCCGCAGGCGCCGUGACAGAAGUCAAGACCGACAUCUACGUGACCAGUUUCGGGCCGGUGUCCGACGUGGAGAUGGAAUACACAAUGGAUGUCUUCUUUCGUCAGACGUGGACUGAUGAGAGGUUGAAGUUUAGUGGGCCAACUGAAAUUUUGAGACUGAACAAUUUAAUGGUCAGUAAAAUUUGGACACCAGACACAUUUUUUAGAAAUGGAAAAAAAUCAAUUGCUCACAAUAUGACAACUCCUAACAAACUUUUCAGAAUUAUGCAGAAUGGAACUAUUCUUUACACAAUGAGACUAACCAUUAAUGCUGACUGUCCUAUGCGGUUGGUGAACUUCCCAAUGGAUGGACAUGCUUGUCCACUGAAAUUCGGAAGCUAUGCUUAUCCAAAAAGUGAAAUAAUUUAUACUUGGAAAAAAGGACCAUUGCAUUCAGUAGAAGUACCACAGGAGUCUUCCAGUCUUCUCCAGUAUGACCUCAUAGGACAAACUGUAUCUAGUGAAACAAUUAAAUCUAACACAGGUGAAUAUGUAAUCAUGACAGUUUAUUUCCACUUGCAAAGGAAGAUGGGCUACUUCAUGAUACAGAUAUACACUCCUUGCAUUAUGACAGUCAUUCUUUCUCAGGUGUCUUUCUGGAUUAACAAGGAGUCUGUUCCAGCCAGGACAGUUUUUGGUGAAUAUUCACUCCAGCUGCUCUAUUUCCAUCUGCAAAGGAAAAUAGGCUACUAUCUCAUUCAGACAUACAUUCCAUGCAUCAUGACUGUGGUCUUGUCUCAAGUUGUGUUUUGGAUCAACAAAGAAUCUGUUCCAGCAAGAACUGUGGCUGGAAUCACUACAGUUCUCACAAUGACCACUUUAAGCAUCAGUGCUCGCCAUUCUCUGCCCAAGGUGUCCUAUGCCACCGCCAUGGAUUGGUUCAUAGCUGUGUGCUUUGCCUUUGUCUUCUCUGCACUUAUUGAGUUUGCAGCUGUCAACUACUUCACCAAUCUCCAGACUCAGAGAGCGAUGAGGAAGGCAGCCAGGGCAGCAGCACUGGCAGCAGCACUAUCAGCAGCAACUGUACCGGCAGAGGACGAGAUUGUCUCGCAUUCUGACUCCAACUCUAACCUGAAGAAGCGAGUAAACUCCAUAGCAUCUCAGGCAGAGCAGUCUCCUGAACCCAGCAUAAUAUCAAAUACUGCAUCCCAGUGUCAACCACUGUCUGUUCCUCCACCAGCCCCACCACAACCACCAGCCAUUGGAGGUGCAAGUAAAAUAGACCAGUAUUCCAGGAUCCUCUUUCCAGUGGCUUUUGCAGGAUUCAACCUGGUGUACUGGGUUGUUUAUCUUUCAAAAGAUACUAUGGAGUUUUUUGAACCUUUGGCAAUGCAUUUUCGAAAUGACCCUCAGCCCAACUGAAGAACAGCCCAAGAUUUCAAGAAAAUCACUCAAGGUCACAGAGGAUUGCAGAGACUUCAAAAGAUUUGUCUGUCCAGAGGUGCUCUCAAUUUUAAGAUGUAAUAUUUAUAUUGGACGUUACCUGGAUGCAAAUUCUGGCCAAAUCAAGGGCUGCAAACUGCUUAGGGUUCUAAUUAAUAUUUUGUCAAGAUUUCUUACAAUGAUUCUACUUCAAAAGUCCUUGUUAAAUUACUUGUCUAAUUGUCAAAGAAAAGAAUGUUUAUUUGUUCUAAAACAUUUGUAAACAAUUGAAUGUUUAUAUUUAUAUGAAGCAUCAAUAAAAGGGUUUGGGAUUUUUUAAUAGAAUAAGGAUUGCUAAACUCAGCUGUUUCUGAAAUGGUAUAACUUGGCAUAGUUUCACUGAAAAUUUAGGAGUUGUACUGUUUUUCAGCACUUGAAAUUGACCUAAAAUAAUGUUGGAUGUGAAAAAGAGCUGUAAUUCCAUCAUGUUUUAACCCUUUCAUAUAAAAGAUAAGGGAUUAGUUCUUAAUAAUUUUUAAUUUAAUUUUCAUCUUUGAGAUGACACUUAAAAAUAAUGAGACACAAGAAAAAAAAAAUAUAAGCUAUUUUUUGUGUGCUUUAGAUGGUAGGUUAACACAGUGCACCUUUCUUUGUUGAAAGUCACCAUUGAAGUACAAGCAGACUAAUAACAAGCAAUUUCUCAGCAGGAUCUGGAAAUGGAGGACUGGAAUUUCAGGGAGUUUUCAAGGUCUAAAGCUGAAUAGACAGAAAAAUGCAGCUACCUAUCAGGCUAAAUGCCUUCAGCUUGCAUUUCCCAGAAGGGAACUUCCUGGAAGCAGGCCUUGAUAACUAGUUAAGGAACAGCAUUUUAUCAGCUGAUUCUACUGAAUUGCCUGUAGCAAACUCCCUAGAAAUGGUUUCUAGAGCCAAAGUACUGCCAGCACCUUCAGAGUUUAAAGGUAAUAAUAUUUUGAUACUCUCACCACAGUUACUGGUUCUUCUCAAGAAUGUAAUUAAGAAACAUAUGCCUAAUCAAAUCAAAACCAAGACUAAAUUAUUGCAGGUGUAAUGGACAUUGGGAGUAGUCAGAAGCACACAAGUUUUAUGUGAAGCCAAAUGAAAAUUAAGGAUCUCAUCCUAUCUUGAAAUUAUAGUAUGAUAAAAUUAACCAGAAACGUGAAAUAAUGCACAGAUUCAGGAUAUUCAGGGUCUUUUGCUUUGUCUUCACAAAUAUCUUAAUCCAUGUGAGAAAAUACUUACAGGCUGAUUGAUUCCAGUAAGUUACCAACUCUUUUAUUGGUACUAUAACCAUUUUAACUAUUUGAAGGCCUUGCUCCAGCUGUUCUCCUCCUCCUAUUUCAAGAGCUUUUACUAGUGUGGCAGCUGGAAUGAUCAUGGGAAAUCCUUUCUGUACACCCUGUGCUCUAACUCUGAAGGGUUUAAAUGGAACAGUUUAAGGAUUCGACUCAAUAAUAAAUAUUGUUUAUACAGAGAUAUCACAUUUGCAAUUUGCUUUUUUUUGACUGUCUGCAGGCUGGCACACUUGGAUGUAUUUGUAAGUACAUGGAAUUCUUUGUUCAUUUUGCUUUAAAACUAAAAUUGAGAAAAAAAUUCCUAUUUUCAGCCUUUAUAUGCUGUUAUAAGAAAACAUUAAACUAUGUAUACUGGGCAAGUAUUUUAUAAUUUAUAAAUACAUUUUAUUUUGAAAGAAAGCAAAUUAUGCUGUAGGGAUACGGAAUUAUUAUUUUUUUAGUAACUAUACCCAUUCUUGCUUCACUGACUGAUUUCUAUUUUGAGUACAUUAAUGUCUGUAAAAGUUUACAGAGUAUUUUAAAACUGGUUUAUGCAUAAAAUGAAAAUGUUUAAAAGCUGUGGUAAAACAAGUGACACUAAAGGAGCUAAAUUUUGUAUCUGGUCUUUGCUUAAAAGAAAUCUAAAUAUUAAUUUUACAGCAGAUGCAGAGAGUUGCUAAAUAGUGACUAUUUCCUUGAAAUGUAGUAUUUUGACGUGUAAAAUGGUGGUAACUUCCUGAUUAGGAAGCUGUAUCAGCAUCUUAAAAUUGUUUUAGUAGCUCUUGGUAUUUAAGUAGCUCUUGGUAUUUAACAACACAUUUCAACAUGAGCAGAAAGACUGCUUUUUUUUCCAAAGAGCUUUUCAUGUGGAUAUGACAAGGAAGGGUUGGUUCUCCUCAGCUUUUUGAACCAUAGGAAGAGAAUGUGUGUUUUUCCUGUUACAUACUUUAUAGAGACACAGGUGUCAUCAGUAAUGUUAACAAUGUCAAGUUAUAUCUUAGAAUAAAUGUAAUUACUUACAAUUAAUGUCACUUCUUAACAAUCCUGGUUAUGGUCAAACACUAAUCAACCAAGCAAGACAGUAAAAGGGCAGAUAAAUAGAAA